Molecule: messenger RNA, 246 nt
Organism: Anthostomella pinea
Lineage: Eukaryota; Fungi; Ascomycota; Sordariomycetes; Xylariales; Xylariaceae
Source: the annotation of a GenBank genome assembly
AUGAGGACAAGUGAUCGAACCGAUGCGCCAGGAUCUGCUGGGGUGAUCUUCCGAGAAGCCGAAGCCGUGCUCGCAUCAGCCCAGAAGCAGCAGGGGGACAAGCUAUCAUGCGGUGUAGGCGAUCCCCAACUUGGCGGCCAUGCGCUCAAGCAUGUUGAACGUUGUAUAUUCCAGAAGAGUGGCAGAUUUACGGCAACAGUUGAAAGCAUUAGAGACAAUCCCGAAGUUGUUGAGGCGUCCAUCUGA